This is a messenger RNA of Phytophthora nicotianae INRA-310, 3533 nucleotides long. RefSeq lists its product as hypothetical. NCBI's taxonomy places the organism in Eukaryota, Oomycota, Peronosporomycetes, Peronosporales, Peronosporaceae. Bases 114 to 3443 code for a protein of 1109 amino acids. The record is from RefSeq and is a predicted model, not a curated record. The transcript has a single exon.
GAAAAGUCACUGGGGUCCAAGGAGUCGCGAUCUUGCCUUGCUUGUCAAUGACCCCCAGUCGUUUGGCAUGUCAUUCUGCAUUGUGCGAGAGAAGAGUGGAGUGAGAGCUCAGCAUGAGGCGGUUCCGUGCGUGGGUAGCGGUGGCGGCGGCAUUGCUGGUCUCGAAAAGUUUAGCAGGCGAUAAUUACCUUGCCGAUCGAAUUGACAGGAAACCAGCGGCCAAGCACCGUAACUCGGCGCUGUCUGGAGGACACAAGGCGCUCGCGUGGCAGGGCAAUGACGAGAAGGUCGGACAGCUUCGAGGGUCAAUUACGGCCGCCGAGACGACGAGCACCACACCUUACGGCUCCAAGACACAGCCCCCUUCGACUUAUACUCCAGUGAGUAGGCGAAUUGAGCCGAAUCCUGUGGCGGAUGGAAUAAAGCAAGGAGAAGUCUCAGCGGUCAUGGUGCCUUGGGAUAGCGUCACUUCGACGACUUCACGGUACUACAGCGCGGCGACGUCGUCCGGACCGCCUUCCGAGUCGACCAUUAGCAAGAGUAACGAGCAGCAGCGCACCGGAAGACUACCUGGCUUUAUAUCCAAAGUAGACACUGCUGGACAAGUGGAAGAACCUAACUACAAUCAGAAUGCUCCUACCAAGGUAGAUGCACCCGCAGACAGCAACAAAUAUUCACCAGCUUCCAUGCCAAAUCCGCUACCAGCUGAGAUUGAUUCAACUUUACCGCGAGCUGAUGAAGUGGGUCGUGCUGGGGGAGUUGUGGGUGUUUUCGUCCCAUGGAGUGGUGGAGCUUCCACGCCGGCAAGUUAUGGACGCACUGGAGUGCCCGGACGUCGCGGGGAUGAAAUCAGUAAUGAUUACUUUCCAAGGCAAUACAACUAUGGAGGUACCAGUGACGAAAAGUGGAGUGAUCGACGAAAGGCAAUUGAUAACACGCAUCAGCGCGACUCGAGUGAUAAAAAUAUGGAUAAGUUGAACGAGGGGCAAAAGUGGACGGAGAGCAAGGCUGGGAAGCCAGCUGGAGCACUUGAUGGCAUGAAUGCCGCGUCGUACAAACAGGAUGCGAUCGAUAAGAACGUGAGACCUUUGUCGACAAAAUCUCAGUAUGGUGAGCAGAGAAGCGUUCCCUAUAUCGACAAGGCGAGUUUACCGACGAACAAGCAGGUAAACUCCGUACCAAAUUCUGGGUCGGAUGAAGCAACACACGAAGGAAAUGCAGCGACGGUGGACGUUUCCUGGGAAACAAGAGCUUUUAAGUCUUCGGGCUAUUCGAGCGCAAAAGCGUCUGCAUCAGAGUCGGACCAUCACGAAAUGACCGACGUGUAUGAUGGUGCCUUGGGACCUAUUACUCCCUGGAAUGACGGUAGACCUCAGUUGGUGAAAGAAUACACGACGAAGAAAUCCACGCAGACCCAGGGGUACGGCCAUCUCUUAGGCGACGUUAUACCAUGGAAUGAGGCUUCGUUGUUAUUUGCACGAGGCUUACAGUCAGAGCCUGAAAACCUGCAAACUAGUGAAGUUCGUGUAGAGAAAACGAUCGAUGAACCCAGUGUACACGGAGGAUCUAAGGACGAAGAAGACGGGGUGAUGACGACGAUGACUGUCAGUGAUGAGAAUGUGCGUUGGAACCAAGACGACUGCCAACCCUGUGAAGUUCCGACUCAACCGCCAACACUUGCUCCCCCAUAUCCUCGCGAUAACGAUGACUACGAGAAACGCCUUCCGACUAUUAUCGAUGAGAACGAAUCAUGGGAGGACCUCAAGGAGAAUCUACCAUCAAGUAGUCCCACCAACACUCCAGAGGAGAAGCCUCACAAUGGCGAGUUCGUUCACUGCACGAAAAUCGUUGGAGACUAUGGGGAGAGAUAUGAGUGUACAACGGAGUCAGCAACACCAGCACUGACGAAAGCACCAACCGACAAUGCCUGCAUCGAUGUUUCGGUUGAAGGUGAUGCAACGUAUUGCAUCCAGGGACCAAUCUGCAGCGGAUCGGGUAGUAAUCCUACUGGUUCGUUGUGUCCGGUCAAGGGGGAUGUCGCCGUGAAGGAUUGCAAUAGCGACAAAUUGCCGAGCUGGACCAGUGGCAUUUGUGUGGCACCGGCUGAUGCUAGUUGCUUUAAAAUCAAGACCGGUGCGUGGGGAUGUGUGUAUGACGAGGCGAACAAUACUACGACAAAUUCUACGGAGUCAGCAACACCAGCACCAACGAAAGUACCAACAGACAAGACCUGUAUCGAUGUUUCUGUCGAAGGUGAUGUAACGUAUUGCAUCCAGGGACCAAUCUGCAGCGGAUCGGGUAGUAAUCCUACUGGUUCGUUGUGUCCGGUCAAGGGGGAUGUCGCCGUGAAGGAUUGCAUUAGCGACAAGUUGCCAAGCUGGACUAGCACAGGUGCAUGCGUGGCGCCGGCUGACGCUACUUGCACGAAAAUCAAGACCGGUGUGUGGGUGUGUGUGUAUGGCAAAGCAAGCAAUACUACGACGAACAGUAAUGGUGAAAGUGACACGCCGACCCAGACGCCAAUGGAGACAUCAUCGAAUCUGCCGACGGAAACGCCCACAGUGGCGCCGUAUGAGUCUACCUCGUAUCCAAUAGAACCUGAAACUACAACACCAGAACGAAAUGAGCCCACACCAGCUCCGUCCAAGCCCAAUGAAGAUGAGUCAACAUCAACUCCGUCGAAUCCUAAUGAACCAAAUGAGCCCACACCAACCCCGUCCAAGCCUAGUGGGCCAGAUGAUGAAUCCACACCAGCCCCAACCAAGCCUAGUGAGCCAGGUUAUGAAUCCACUCCAGCUCCGUCCGAGCCUGGUAAACCAGACGAAUCCUCUCCAGCUCCAUCUAAGCCCAAUGGACCAAGUGAUUCCACGCCAGCUCCGUCCAAACCUAAUGAGCCGGAUGAGCCCACUCCAGCGCCGUCUCAACCAUCCGAAGCAACUCCUGCCCCGACGAAUCCCUACGACGAAGCAACUCCUGCCCCGACGAAUCCCUACGACGAACCAACUCCUACACCUGCGGCAUCGAUCACUGAGGAUGGAAUAUCAACUGGUAAAACGACAUCCUCAUCUACCACUACGAAAUCAUCUACUUCCAAUACGACCGCUGGACCUUCAUCAAGCACCAAAACUACUGGUACACCGGCGACUAAGACAUCGACUUCGUCCGAGGACAAUGCAUAUACUAACACUGGUACGUCCGGAGCGGAUGCAAAUGUUGCUGGAGCUUCGACCUCAACCGGUACCACCUCAAGUGGAGCUUCUGGCGUCUUGAGUGGUGGAGAAAUUGCUGGAAUCGUCAUUGCAUGUAUUGCUUUCGUGGCUAUCAUCGUGGGCGCAGUGCUGAUCAGACAGAGGUCGAUCGCUCGACAACGCGAGGAGAAUUUGUUCGCUGAGCUGAGCGGUGCUGGUGGGCGUUCACUCGAGACCGACUAUGCAGCGAUGUAAGGGAGAGAUGCGGAAAACGAAAAUGUAGCAAAAUGACACUUUGCCUAAGCGUAGCUUUACUUUCUUACCUAGAUUCACUCUUCGUCGUCA